UGGCUUGGCUUCCGCUCAGAAUACCUCGACGAGUUGAUGCGUUCCGAAGGCCGGGGCUUUUCGUGCGGGCAGACGUAUUGCAGUCGCUGCCAGAAGGUCGGUACCUUGUAUCGGUGUAAGGAUUGCAGCGGUGGGGAUAUGUUGUGCGGCGGCUGUAUAGUGAACGCACAUUUGUUGCUUCCCCUGCAUAUCGUCGAGGAAUGGACCGGCCAAUUCUUUCGCAGGGUUCGUCUCGCAAAGCUGGGCUUACGGAUACAGCUCGGUCACAAACCUGGCGAACCGUGUGCAUGCCCUCACCCCGGUAACAAGGACUUCAUAGUCCUCCACAUCAACGGAAUUCACCAGGUCGCGGUCGACUUCUGCGGCUGCUACCAGAAGGUCGAUCAUUGGCGUCAGCUCGCGCGAUAUCGAUGGUAUCCCGCCACACCGCUCAACCCCCAGACGUGUGCGACAUUCGAGCUUCUUCGGCUGUUUCAAACCAUGAAUCUCCAGGGCAAGAUUACCGCGUACGACUUCUACCACGGGCUCGUUCGACUUACAGAUGGGUAUGGCAUUGAGCCUCUUCCGGACCGACUGCCUUCCUUCAUGAUCAUGGAACAAGAAUGGCGGAAUCUCUUGCUCCUGAAGAGAGGCGGUCGAGGUUUAGAUCCCAGCGGUGUCAAGGGCACAAAGCAGGGCUCUUUAGCGGUGGAUUGUCGGGCUUGCCCCAUCCCGGAAGUCAAUAUUCCAAAGGCCUUCGAAUAUGCACCAAAGGAAGAGGCUUGGCUCUAUCGGCUCCUUCUAGCCCAAGACGCGAACUUCCGCCUCAAGGGAAGGCUUCGCAGAACAUCUGUCGCCGACAUAUCCCUCACCAACGGCCUUGCCUACUUCGUGGAGGAGAAAGCGUACAAGGCAUACCUCGAUACAAGGAAGGAUAAGGAGGACGAUCUGCUCAGUAAUUGUGUCCCAUUCAACGCCAUAUCGAAGGCCAACAACAAGGGCGCAAAGUCUCUCGCAAAUACCGGCGUUGGCGGCGUCUGCUGUGGAAGGCACGAGUGUAUAAGACCGAACGGGAUCGGGGACUUACAGAAGGGUGAGAGGUAUGCGAACAUGGACUACAUCUUCCUCGCCAGCAUCAUCGGUAUCAUGCUCCUUGCCCUCGUCUCCUCCUACGACAUAGGCUGCCAGUGGAGUAUUAAUUUCUGGGAACGGAUGGCGGAGAUGCCCGACCACCUGCAAAUGGCCGACUCCAUCAUCAACAUCCUCUUCGUCGUCCCCGCGUUCCAUCUGGAAGCCCACAUCGAGAAAUGCAAACCGCUUUUUUCUCCGCGUUUCUCUCGCUGGCUCGCUCUGACGGAAUUCGAGGCCAUUGAGAGGAUAUGGGCGAUUCUCAACGGUGCGGCGUUUAGUACCAAGGAGAUGAGGCCUGGGCACCGGCGCGAUACCCUCGACGACUUCUGUGGGUAUGCAAAUUGGACAAAGACAAUCAAACUCGGCUCGAGCUUGCUCAAGAAGUUGGUCGUCGCCAUACCUGCCUGCUUAGACCAUCGAGCGGCUUUACGAGGAUUCGAAGAUAAUCUAAGGAAGGAGUCCCCGGCGGUCUUUGCAUCGUGGGUCAAGAUGUAUGAGGACUGGGAGGAAGGUGAGGACAAGUCGGUGGGCUGCCCGUUUGUGGCCCCUCGUCAAGAGCUUACCAUAGGAGAAGUCCGUCUUCGCCUCACUCAGAAGGAGCAGGAACGCGGCGUUGCGUCUAUACGGGGGAGAGAUGACUCGGGCGAAUGCGCGUUUAUUGUCCUUGGGAUGGAUAUAGAGGUCCAGCAAGCACAGCUCCAGGCUGACCUGAAGAAAGCAAGGCAUGCGACGCAUUUGCAGCGCGCAGAUCUCGAGGAUCGCCGAAGCUCACUCCACCGCCGAAUCCAGCGUCUUCGGGAUCUGCAAACCCAUCUCAUGCCCGACCUUCGAUUGAAGCUCGACAUGACCGAGCAGGCAUUCAAAGGCCGCCGAUCCGACGCCGAAACCACCCCCCUCCAUCUACCUUCGAGUCUUCCUCCCAAUGUCCGAGCAGCGACAUGCUCCAGCUACCUAAUCGAAGCCGAACAGCAACUCCGUGAGGCUGAAGCCUUCGACGCACUGGAGAGUCUUCGAAAUCAGCUUCGAACCCGGACUUUCAUGAGCCGCUACAAGAUCUCCAACAUCACUGGCCAAAGAACGAAUACACGGGCCCAGGAAAUUCUCACGCGUGUAGAGGGCCGCCUCCAUCUAGUCAAGCUCCGCUACCGGCGUGCAAGAACAGCCGUGAUGUCCCUUCUCGGUGAGCAGAGGUGGAUGGAGAACGGGAUGGGCGCGAAGCUUCGGGAGUUGAAGGACGAGGAUGUUAGGGGUCUGAGCGAUGCGGUGUUGAAGGAGGCGGACAAGGCAUCCGUCUCAGAGAAGCAGAUAAAGAUGUCGUGGAUAUGGACAACGGUUAGCAUCCAGGAGGAUGGCUCCGAUCCGGGAUUCAAUGAUGCAUUACGAAUCGAGUGGGCGAAAGCAAAAGCUCGGGCAUCCCGUUGGACCGAGGAGGUCCAGUUGGUCUUCGAGGAGAUGCGGCGGACCAUCGAGUACUGUAGAUGGCGAAAAGGCUGGUGGGAGCGUCAAGCUGGAGCUCGCAAGGAAGUGGCACCGGAGCUCGCUGACGGUCUGUCGGUGUAUGCUCUCGAGCAUGCAGACCUGGAAGAUCGGAUGGCCCGGAACCUAACAGAGCGGUGGGGCGUUAUUCGCAGCCGC
Molecule: messenger RNA, 2745 nt
Organism: Stereum hirsutum FP-91666 SS1
Lineage: Eukaryota; Fungi; Basidiomycota; Agaricomycetes; Russulales; Stereaceae
Exons: 11
Source: RefSeq, a predicted model, not a curated record